UUUAGGUCCCAGGAUGGAGGAGCCGGUGGUGCCCAAGGUGCUGAAGGAGUUAGAACACCUAACCCCCAACAUCAAGCAGCUUCAAAGAGAGUACAACAGACACAAGCCCAAGUUGAUGAGGUUGUGGAUAUUAUGAAAACCAAUGUGGAGAAAGUUUUGGAACGGGAUCAGAAACUAUCUGAGUUGGAUGAUCGUGCAGAUGCAUUGCAGCAGGGAGCAUCACAGUUUGAACAGCAGGCUGGUAAAUUGAAGAGAAAAUUCUGGUGGAAGAAUUGCAAGAUGAUUGCUAUAAUGGUUGGAAUUGGUGUAGUUAUCAUAGUCAUUAUUGUUGAUGUGGGCCAUAAUUAUAGGAAUAAUUCUCAUAAUUGUUAUUAUCAUUGUUGUGUAUGCUGUCACUCAAAACAAGAAAACUUAAAAGUCAGUUGGUGUUUGCUUUUUUAUGAUGGCUGUGCCUAAUAUCAUCUAUUUGCAUCAUUUAAAGGAGUAAUAAUGUUGUAUGUGUACAAGAAGUUUAUUUGGCUAGUCUGCGGUUGAAAAACAUUUUAUCUUAAUUUGAUAUAUUAUUGAAUGUGCUGUUACAUUUAAGAGAAUUUCAAUCAUUUCAACUGUUUUUGUUAUUCUAUUCCAAGUAAAAUAAUUUAUCUGGCAGAAAAAUUUAUUAGCUUCUUGAGUUCUUAGUGGGAAAGAAGAGGCAAUGUUUGUUUUGUUUGUAAUGUACACUGAAGUUUGAAUAUUUUUUUCUUUAUCAUAUUUAACUGUAAUAAAUUCCCACUUUGUUAUAUUUUACUUUUAGUAUUAAUAUAAAAAAAGCCUAUGUUUUAGUUCAGUGGUUCCCAAAUUUUAUUGUUCAUAUAUCACCAGAAUGUUUAUGUUGAUGGACCACAGUGAGAUCUAUACAAUGCUGCUGCUUUUCUGUAAUUAUACAACCUUUCCACAGAUCACAGAUUGAGAACAACUGCCUCAGUACUUUCUAAUACAUGAACUGUGUAAUGUAGAAAAGAUAAAAGUGAUAUGUAUAAAGAUACAUUUUUUAUCUGUGCAUGACAGACUCUUCUGGUGUUUGUUUUUUGUUAUUUCAGAUUUAUUACUAAUAACUUGCUAAGUUUUCUGAAUAGUUUAAGCUUUAUAAAAGCAGUGCACAUUUAUUUUAAGAGAGCAAGCUUCUUAAUUCAUUGGUAGAUUGAUUAAUAGUGUAUGUGUGCUACAUUGCUUUUUUUUUUUUCAUUAAAAUAUAUGUAGUUAUAGACUGGUUCUGUUUUGAUAAACACAUAUGAUUUUGAUA
Messenger RNA from Limulus polyphemus (Atlantic horseshoe crab), 1282 nucleotides. Its product is annotated as vesicle-associated membrane protein 3-like. Gene Ontology annotation, cellular component: plasma membrane; SNARE complex. NCBI's taxonomy places the organism in Eukaryota, Metazoa, Arthropoda, Merostomata, Xiphosura, Limulidae. The record is from RefSeq and is a predicted model, not a curated record. The annotation marks the transcript as partial. Gene Ontology annotation, molecular function: SNAP receptor activity; syntaxin binding. Gene Ontology annotation, biological process: vesicle-mediated transport; vesicle fusion. The transcript has 6 exons.